CCAACUUUGAGAGAGAAUUUAAAUAGACUGACCGAGUCUUCCAGUAAUUGGUGUCAAUUCUGAACAGCUAAAGCAACAAUUCACUUGAUAUGGAGACCCAAAGGCGCAAAACAUCAUUCUUUGGUAAAAUCUGGGGAAACAGGAGCUCUCUAGAAAGGAUUUUUAUCGUUUCAAUCGUUGUUUUGUCGGCGUCAACGCUAGGACUUGCCAUUGCGACUGGAAUUCUUGAUGCAAAAGUUCACGAGUUGGAAAACACUACAACCACCUCGUCGCCAGUAAGCUCAACGACAACUAAUCCAACCACAAGCACUACACCGCCAUCCUCAACAACCACAACCACGACCACACCAACCACGACCACGACCACGACCACACCAACCACGACCACGACCACACCAACCACCACCACGACCACACCAACCACCACCACGACCACACCAACCACCACCACGACCACACCAACCACGACCACGACCACACCAACCACCACCACGACCACACCAACCACGACCACGACCACACCAACCACCACCACGACCACACCAACCACCACCACGACCACACCAACCACCACCACGACCACACCAACCACGACCACGACCACGACCACACCAACCACGACCACGACCACACCAACCACGACCACGACCACACCAACCACCACCACGAUUACACCAACCACGACCACGACCACACCAACCACAACCGAACCAACCACGACGGUGCCACAACGACGAUUGCAACAGAUCCGAAUGUCAAAAAUCCUUAAAUGAUAAAAAAUUUUAAAUGAGAUAACUAAGAGUCCUGUUGAGUCUGACGAUAGUAAAUAGUGUUUGUUGAAUAUAUAUUUAUCAAAUACUGCACACAGUUUUGGAGAAUGUUGUAAGAAAAAAAUCUGCCAGAGCUAAAUCUUGCGCAGACAACUUUAUUUAUUUAUUUAUUUAUUGAAUAA
Cloeon dipterum is the source of this 952-nucleotide messenger RNA. Its product is annotated as integumentary mucin C.1-like. The coding region runs from base 90 to 773 and encodes 227 amino acids. Lineage: Eukaryota; Metazoa; Arthropoda; Insecta; Ephemeroptera; Baetidae. The record is from RefSeq and is a predicted model, not a curated record. The transcript has 3 exons.